UCGAUAGGGUUGUUUGGGGGAGCUACUAAAUCGGAUUGUCGAGGUGCUCGUCGCGUGUUGUAGUGAGAGGCAGAAGUCGCAGUUGAGAUUUGGAGCUUCGAGAGACGCUCGGACCACCAACUACCUACAGCGCCGACAAAUUUGGGAACCGCGGCGUGCAUGACUUCCAUCAUUCACCGCAGCCAACCCGCAAUUGCCCGCCGCGAGCACCUCCAAUCACUUCUGCCGAUGCCAGGAUUGUAGCCACAACAUUUGAAGAUGGCAUCACGAUCGCUGGGCGAGCGACUGCUCCGUCCCUCGACCUUUACACGCAUACCGCAGUCCUCGAGACAGACAACACCGUCCUGGACAUGUCAACGAACCAUAUCGAGAUCGCCAAGACAACCUGCGCAGCCACAGAGGAAGCAAGCAGACCAAAACUACGUUCCCGAGCGAGCGGCCGCAAGUCCACAGCCCACUCAGAGUGAGACGUCACAGACAAUCGACUCCAUGCUCGGCGGUACGACCACGAACAGGGCACCAUAUAUGCCACGGGGCGCAGCACCUACCUCACCAGCCAACCGCGUCUUUGGAGAAGCCUUCGCGGGCACCCAGAGCAGACGGCCUGCCCACAAGCCAGGCCUGAAUUUCGACGACAUGGCAUUGUCCGACGACAUAGCCAACCCAAGUCUUGCCAACAAGCCUUCCGGUGCGGCAUCGCUCGCUGUACAACAGGAAGAGACGUUUUCUCAGUUCCCACGCUUGAACCCCGUAUACGGACGUACUGUAGAGUUGGAUCCUAGCCGCGGACGGGAUAUGGUGAGGGGUAUUGGCAUGCUGGGGAGUUUGAUGGCAAGGAACCAAGUCAAGCGCGACUUCAACAAACAGAGGUUCCACGAGAGAGGCGGAUUGAAGAGGAAGCGAUUGGCGUCUGAGAGAUGGAGGGCGAGGUUCAAGAAGGGUUUCCGCGACGUGACUAACCGGGUGACAGAACUAACGAGGAAGGGAUGGUAAACAUAUAUGACGCUGAUUUGAUGCUUCGGAAUGGCGGGGAUAUCAACCAUGUAUGAAUCCAACGUGUACAUAAUGUACUAUAACUGCAUUGCAUUUGCAUAAUAAGCACUGGGUGCUUACCGAACUGAUAGCUAUCGAGAUAUUAUGACCAUCUCCGAAGCAUACGUCAACCUUGAC
Messenger RNA from Alternaria alternata, 1170 nucleotides. RefSeq lists its product as hypothetical. The coding region runs from base 259 to 993 and encodes 244 amino acids. The transcript has a single exon. Gene Ontology annotation, biological process: mitochondrial translational initiation; translation. Gene Ontology annotation, cellular component: mitochondrial small ribosomal subunit; ribosome. Gene Ontology annotation, molecular function: structural constituent of ribosome. The record is from RefSeq and is a predicted model, not a curated record. Lineage: Eukaryota; Fungi; Ascomycota; Dothideomycetes; Pleosporales; Pleosporaceae.